Molecule: messenger RNA, 639 nt
Organism: Helianthus annuus (common sunflower)
Lineage: Eukaryota; Viridiplantae; Streptophyta; Magnoliopsida; Asterales; Asteraceae
Product: Werner Syndrome-like exonuclease
Exons: 1
Coding region: 1-639 (212 amino acids)
Biological process (GO): nucleobase-containing compound metabolic process
Cellular component (GO): nucleus; cytoplasm
Molecular function (GO): nucleic acid binding; 3'-5' exonuclease activity
Source: RefSeq, a predicted model, not a curated record
AUGGCGACGUCGAUCAGCCAGUUCAUUCACAACCACCCCAACAACAACACCCACAACGUCUACCUCCUCAAAUUCUUCAACCACACCAUCGAAACCCUAGUCACCGACACACCAUCCUUCGUCGACACAUGGAUCUCCACCAUCCACCACACCCACCGCCACCAUCUCCACUCCCUCAUCGUCGGCCUCGACGUCGAGUGGCGUCCUAACCAAACCCCAAACCACCAAAACCCCAUCGCCACCCUCCAACUAUGCGUCGGAAACCACUGCCUCAUUUUUCAAAUCCUAAACUCCUCAUCCAUCCCACAAUCUCUCAUUAACUUCCUUGGUAACCCUUCCUACACGUUUGUUGGAGUAGGCAUUGAAAAUGACGUGCAGAAACUUGGUUUGGUGGUUGCGAAGAGGGUGGAUUUGAGGAGUGUGGCUGCGUAUGCGUACGGUGGGAUGGAGUUUAAGAAUGCUGGGUUGAAGCAACUGGCGAGUAUGGUUUUAGGGUGGGAGAUAAACAAACCGAGAGAUGUUACGAUGAGUGGUUGGGAUAACAAGUGUCUUACUCCGGUUCAGGUGCAGUAUGCGGCUAUUGAUGCGUUCGUGAGUUUUGAGAUUGGGAGGGUUUUGAUUUCUGGGAAUCGUUACUGA